AUGACGCCGUCGUCGAACGACGGUCGCGCGAGCGACGAAACGCGCGAAGCGCCGUCGUCGAACGCGAAAACUAUGUGGCGCAAGGUGGCGACGCCGGUGCGGAGCGCGACGAAGAUAGCGUCGGCGCUGGUGGGUGGAUUCUUUUGGCAGGGCGAGGACGAGGGCGACGGCUUCGAGGGCGGGGCGAAGGAGAAUCGAACGAUGGACGUCGGACGAGCGAUGGACGAGGAACAGAGCGUGAGAACGCGUGGAAACGGUGCGGGAGGAGCGAGAGCGGGUACGACGACGACGACGGGGCGGAUCGGGGAGGUCGGCGGCGCGACGAGGACGACGCGGUUCGCGAACGAGGCGGCGGCGGCGGAGACGGCGAGCGAUUCGCCGACGCCGUUCACGGAGAUCAGGGAGUUCUUGCGCCGAGGACAGAUGGAUAGAGAGCGAAUGGCGCGAUCGAGCGCUGGCGGGGCGUAUGGCGAGAUUAGUGCGGCGGUGAAGCCGCCGUCGCCGUUUGAGCGCGCGCCGGCGUUUGACGCACACGCGACUCCGGCUCGGGAGCGUCCGAUGGUGGCGCAGAUGGCCACGCCCGGAACGACGGGUGUGGGCGCGAGUUCUCCGGGAUACGCGUCCGUGCGUCGAUCGUACGGCGCGUCGGGGACGCCAUCGCUUCUCGGUACGCGCGGUCGCACGGCGAUAAAACCGACGAUUCUGGAACCGCCAAUGGAGCAGACGCCAACGCCGCCUCGCGCGAGCUUGAAGCGUGAUCGUGAGCUGACUAUCAUGGAUCUUGAGCGUGAGCGAGCGCGCGUGACGACGCCUCGACGAUUGGAGUCCGCCGCGCACAGCCCUGGUCCGGGAGCGCUGGCGCGAGAGUCUGCGAGUCCGGCGUACCACACUCCCUCCGCCAAGCCAGUGACGAGCGCGGUGACGACGGAUACAGCGAAACGUAUAUUGCAAACUUUGGAUCGCUUGGCAGGUGCGCGAACGGCGACACCUAUGGGUGUCGCAGCGGCGAGACCUUCGUUGUUUGCGACUAGACCCACGCAACCUGUGCAAGCGCCGUCGCCCGUCGGCGCCGCGUUUGACAAGCAAGUCACGCCGACAUCGGCUACCUUUGUUGCGACUCCCAAAUCGGGCGUUUCUUUUGCGACUUCGCCGAUGCCCUUCAUCAGUGCAUCCUCGUCUGGUCGCGCGCCGACGACGCCGUACCCGACGAGUGCCGAGCCUGAGAUUGAGACGCCAAACUUCAAGUUCGGCGAAGAUAGCACCUUGCUCGCCACCGGUAAGAAACCAAAAGCGCCGUCCGGGCCUGUGGCUUCUGUUCCGAUAAAGUUCACGUUCGGAGAAGGUCAAACAACUCCGUUGUUUACGAAGAAAUCCGUCGCCGCGGCGCCAGUGAAAACAACGACGACGGUGCCACCGCCGCCGGCGCAACCGACGGCGGUCACGCAAAAGUCGGAGGAAGCGCCCGCUGCGAGUAAACCUGUCAUGAAUCUCUGGAGUGCGGAUUUCUUGGCGAAGAAUCAAGAGCAUCAAAAGAAAGUGCAAGCGGCGAUCGAAGAAGAAGAGAAAGCUGCGAGCAAGCCGCCUGCACCGUCGCCGUUUGCGCCGUCUGCCCCUGCCGGGGACAAGCCGGCGUUCUCGUUCGGUAUUCACGCUGCGAGCAGCGCGCCCGCCCCUAGCACUGAUGCGUCCGGGUUUACUUUCGGUUCCACCGCGCCCGCGGCGCCGACCUCGGCGCCGGCCUCGGCGCCAGCGUUUUCUUUUGGAUCCACGGCACCGGUGAAACCAGCGGAAACCACCGAAGUGAAGAAACCGGCGGGAGAGUCUGGUUUACUCGCGUUUUUGGGCGCGUCUUCGAGCGAAGCUAAAACAGCAAGUGAACCUGCGACUGCGCCCACGUUCACAUUUGGCGCGCCACCCAAGUCGCCUGAUAAUGUGCCCGUGAAAGUACCCGAUCCUGCGCCCGCGUUUUCCUUCGGCGGCGAAACCAAAGCGCCAGAAAGUUCGAAACCGGCGAGCGCACCGUUUACGUUCGGCACGGCGACACCCGCCGCAGCCGCGGCGCCGGCGCUGUUUACGUUCGGGGCGAAACCGGUAGAGAAGGCGGCCGAACCAGAGAAGGAAAAAUCACAGCUUUCGGCGUCCGCGCCCGCUUUUUCGUUUGCCGCGGGGUCGAAGAAGGAAGAUGAACCGAAAGCGGCGGAGACUGCCAAGCCGUUCACCUUUGGCGCCGCACCGGCGCUGGACGCAACGAAGCCCGCGGGGGACGCGUUAUUUAGCUUUGGGGGUGCUUCGGCGGAGAAGAAAGAAGAACAGCCGAAACCAGCGAGCGGCGGAUUUAGCUUUGGGGCCACGGCGGCGCCCGCGUUCGGAGCUGCAUCAUCGGCGGUAAAGGAGGACGCCAAGCCCGUGAGCGCGCCGUUUGUGUUUGGCGGUGCGUCAACCACGCCCGCUUCGAGCGGCGGAUUCACCUUUGGUGCCUCUGCGCCGCCAGCCGCACCGGCGAGCGGUGGUGGCUUCACGUUUGGUGCCGCUUCGAGCACUACCGCGGCUUCGACACCAUUCGGCGGCGGUUUAAGCGUGAACACUGGUAAACCCGCGGCGAGCGUCUUCGGUCAACCGCCGAAACCGGACGAGCAACCAAAUACCCCUGAACCGAUGAGUCCGUUCGAAUCUAGCAAGUCGCCUCUAGGUGCCGCAUCAACUGGUAGUUCCCUGUUCGGUGGUGCGUCCACGAAUAGUUUUGCCGCCCCUCCGGCGAGCAGCGCGCCGUCGACGAAUCCGUUUGGCGGCGGCGGCGCGAAUCCGUUCGCCGGCGCGUCGGCAGGCGUGACGAACCCAUUCGGUGGUGCAAGCUCAACGCCCGCGUUCGGCGGCGCUGCUGCCCCAUUCGGUGGUGCGUCGGCGAGUGCCAACCCUUUCGGCGGCGUUGCCGCGCCCGCACCCGCGGUUCCAGCGCCGAAUCCGUUCGGCGCCAACCCCGCGCCCGCUGGCGGCUUCUCCCUGGGCGCCGGCGACGAGUCCUCGCAGGGCGGAAGAAAGCCACCGCGCAAGUUCAAGCGCCCGCCGCCGCGCCGAUAAUCCCAACCAGCAAAAUCAC
This is a messenger RNA of Ostreococcus lucimarinus CCE9901, 3097 nucleotides long. RefSeq lists its product with no specific name. NCBI's taxonomy places the organism in Eukaryota, Viridiplantae, Chlorophyta, Mamiellophyceae, Mamiellales, Bathycoccaceae. Bases 1 to 3078 code for a protein of 1025 amino acids. The transcript has a single exon. The record is from RefSeq and is a predicted model, not a curated record.